Molecule: messenger RNA, 3880 nt
Organism: Oncorhynchus masou masou (cherry salmon)
Lineage: Eukaryota; Metazoa; Chordata; Actinopteri; Salmoniformes; Salmonidae
Product: beta-glucuronidase-like
Exons: 12
Coding region: 44-1972 (642 amino acids)
Biological process (GO): glucuronoside catabolic process; carbohydrate metabolic process
Molecular function (GO): carbohydrate binding; beta-glucuronidase activity
Source: RefSeq, a predicted model, not a curated record
UCUUCUGCUUUGUUGUUGGCUAAUGUGGGAGCUCUAAAAAAAAAUGGAGGGGUUUAGACGGUUAGUAAAGUGUUUUUUAUCCCUAUCUUCAGUGUGGAAUGUUGGUCAUUUCAAGGACAGUGGAAUGCUCUUUCCCCGAGAGUCGUCGUCGCGAGAGAUCAAAGAGCUGAAUGGACUAUGGAACUUCAGGGCCGACCACUCGCUCAACAGGAACUUGGGCUUUGAACAAGCAUGGUACAAAAGUCGCCUCGCAGAGAGUGGUCCAGUGAUUGACAUGCCAGUGCCCGCCAGCUACAAUGACAUCACCCAGGACCCACGGCUGAGGGAUUUCAUUGGCUGGGUGUGGUACGAGAGAGAGGUGUUGGUACCCUCUGGAUGGGUGUCUGAGGGAACCAGAGUUGUACUGCGAGUUGGGAGUGCACACUACUACUCAGUGGUCUGGGUGAAUGGGAUCAAAGUGAUGGAGCACGAGGGCGGCCAUCUUCCCUUUGAGGCUGAGAUAGUGGAGGUCCUCCGUAACAACCCAGGUGGGGCCUGCAGGAUCACCAUAGCUGUCAACAACACCCUGACUCUCCAAACCCUGCCCCCAGGGACUAUCCAACAUAUAGACGACCCCACCAGGUAUCCUGCUGACUAUGUUGUGCAAAACACAAACUUUGACUUCUUCAACUAUGCUGGCUUACAUCGGCCUGUAAAGUUGUAUACCACUCCUAAGGCGUAUGUGGAUGACAUCACAGUGCUGACAACCUUUGCCGACAACAUUGGUCUGCUCUCCUACCAGGUGUCGGUGCUGGGCAGUCCCAACCCCUUGGUAAUGGUGACUCUCUCAGACAAAGAUGGCCGUUGUGUGGCCUCUUCCACUGGACCCUCUGGGGUCCUCAAAGUAACGGACGCCAACCUGUGGUGGCCGUAUCUAAUGCAUGAGAAUCCAGGUUAUCUGUAUUCUAUGGGGGUUCACAUGACGACAAGUGGUGAGGGUUCUGUCUAUGAGGAUGUGUAUGCUCUGCCUGUGGGCAUCCGCACUGUGCAGGUCACCAACACACAAUUCCUCAUCAACAACAAACCCUUCUAUUUCCAUGGAGUCAACAAACAUGAGGAUGCUGAUAUCCGAGGCAAAGGCCUAGACUGGCCCUUGAUGGUGAAGGAUUUCAACCUGUUGAAGUGGCUGGGGGCCAACUCGUUCAGGACCAGCCACUACCCCUACGCUGAGGAGAUAAUGCAGAUGGCAGACCGCCAUGGCAUCGUGGUCAUCGAUGAGUGUCCCGGGGUGGGCAUCAAAGAUAUCCGUAGUUUUGGGAACGCCUCCCUGUCACAUCACCUGGCGGUCAUGGAUGAACUGGUGAGGAGGGACAAGAACCACGCCUCCGUGGUCAUGUGGUCUGUAGCCAAUGAGCCGGCUGCUGAGAUGCCUCCUGCUGGAUUCUAUUUCAAGACACUGAUGGCGCAUACCAAAUCUCUGGACCCAACUCGACCUGUCACCUUUAUCACAGACAGUAACUUUGCCAGGGACAAAGGGGCUCCCUUUGUGGAUGUGAUCUGCGUGAACAGUUACUUCUCCUGGUACCACGACCCAGGUCACCUGGAGGUCAUCCCCUUCCAGCUCAACACCCAGUUUGAGAACUGGUACGGGAAGUACCAGAAACCCAUCAUCCAGAGUGAAUAUGGAGCCGACGUGGUUCCGGGGCUACACACGGACCCUCCCAUGAUGUUUACUGAGGAGUACCAGAAGAUGGUCUUACAGAACUACCAUGAUGUGUUUGACCGAAAGAGGAAGGAGUAUGUCAUUGGAGAGCUCAUCUGGAACUUUGCUGACUUCAUGACAGCACAAACGGUGACCCGUGUGGUGGGCAACAAGAAGGGCAUCUUCAGUCGGCAGAGACACCCCAAAGCUGGCGCCUUCCUCCUGAGGGAGAGGUACUGGAGGCUGGCCAAUGAGACGGGCCUGCUGCCCAUUGGAGCUAGGUACCCCUGAUACACCUGGAUGGGGGGGACACAGCACCUGGGUUGUAUUCAUUAGAGCAAAUACCUUCACUUUGUAACAAAACAUUUAGCUAUUGGACAAGUCCAGGUAGUCCUUCUGUUUAUCUGUUUUGUUCCGUUUGGUACCUAAUGAACACAACCCUAUAUGUGGGACAAACCCACGACUCAGGGGGUUGUCUUAUGACAACUACAAUGCUCAGAAGACCACAUCAGAUUGGUUCUGGUAACAAUCUCACUUUGUAUUUUGGCUGAGUAUUUGUCUUCCUCUGUUUUUAAUUCAGGAAUCAACCCCAUUUUAUGCAUGAAUGUAAAUCAUGAUGAUGAUCUGUGUCAGAUGAAUGGGAAUGUGUUGUAUGAAAAAUGCAUGUGUAUUGUUCUUAGAAUGCUUGCUGGCUCAAUGUUAAGACUUCACCAAUUUUACUUUUUCCAGAUUGUUGUUACAGCCUGAAUUUAAAAUUGAUUCAAUUGAGUUUUUGUUACUGGCCUUGACACAAUAACCCAUAAUGUCAAAGUGGAAUUAUGUUUUUAGACAUUGUUAAAAAUGAAAAGCUGAAAUGUCUUGAGCCAAGUAUUCAGCACCAUUUGUUAUGGCAAGCCUAAAUAAGUUCAGGAGUAAAAAUGUGCUUAUCAAGUCACAAGUUGCAUGGACUCACUCUGUGCAAUAGUGUUUAACAUGAUUUUUGAAUGACGACUGCAUCUCUGUACCCAACACAUGCAAAAACACAUGUAAGAUCCCUCAGUCAAGCAGUGAAUUUCAAAUGGAUUCAACCACAAAGACCAGGGAGGUUUUCCAAUGCCUCACAAAGGGCACCUAUUGGUAGAUGGGUAAGAAAAAGCAGACAUUGAAUAUCCCUUUUAGCAUAGUGAUGGUGCAUCAAUACACCCAGUCACUACAAAGAUACAGGCGUCCUUCCUAACUCUGUUGCCUGGGAGGAAGGAAACCGCUCAGAGAUUUCACCAUGAGGCCUAAUGGUGAUCUAAAACAGCUAUAGUUUCAUGGCUGUAAUGGGAGAACUGAGCCGGGAUCAACAUUGUAGUCACUCCACAAUACGAACCUAAUUGACACAGUGAAAAGGAAGCCUGCACAGAAAAAAAAUACAAAACAUGUAUCCUGUUUGCAACAAGACACUAAAGAGUAAUACUGCCAAAAAAAUAGCAAAAAUAUGUUUUUGCCCUGAAUAGAAAGUAGUCAGCUUGGGACAAAUCUAAUGCAACAUAUUACUGAGUACCACUCUAAAAAAUAUUGUCAAGCAUAGUGGUGGCUGCAUUCUGUUAUGGGUAUGCUUGUAAUUGUUAAGGACUGGGGAGUUUCAGGGUAAACAUUGAAUGGAGCUAAACAGAGUACCACUCCAUAUUUUCAAUUAUAGUGGUGGCUGCAUCAUGUUAUAAACUCGGCAAAAAAAUAAAUGUCUGCUCACUGUCAACUGCGUUUAUUUUCUGCAAAUUUAAUGUGUAAAUAUUUGUAUGAACAUUAAUAUUCAACAACUGAGACCAACUGAACAAAUUCCACAGACAUGUGACUAACAUAUGUAAUGUGUCCCUGAACGGGGGGGGGGUCAAAAUCAAGGGUAAGUCGGUAUCUGGUGUGGCCACCAGCUGCAUUAAGUACUGCAGUACAUCUCCUCAUGGACUGCACCAGAUUUGCCAGUUCUUUCUACGAUAUACCCCACUCUUUCACCAAGGCACCUACAAGUUCCUGGACAUUUCUGGGGGGAAUGGCCCUAGCCCUUACCCUUCGAUCCAACAGGUCCAAAAUGUGCUCAAAGGGGUUGAGAUCUGGGCUCUUUGCUGGUCAUGGCAGAACACUGGCAUUCCUGUCUUGCAGGAAAUCACGCACAGAACGAGCAGUAUGGCUGGUGGCAUUGUCAUUUUUUUUACCAUUAAAAUAACAUCAAAUUGA